Messenger RNA from Haliotis rubra (blacklip abalone), 1553 nucleotides. RefSeq names its product major facilitator superfamily domain-containing protein 3-like. Gene Ontology annotation, cellular component: membrane. Lineage: Eukaryota; Metazoa; Mollusca; Gastropoda; Lepetellida; Haliotidae. Gene Ontology annotation, biological process: transmembrane transport. The transcript has 5 exons. Bases 183 to 1544 code for a protein of 453 amino acids. Gene Ontology annotation, molecular function: transmembrane transporter activity. The record is from RefSeq and is a predicted model, not a curated record.
GAAAGAAUAGCGAUAGAGGUGUUGAUACAGGUGAUUUCAGUUACACGAACUGGAUGUGUAAAAUUCGAGUGGAUACACUCGAAAUUGCUAUCCCAGUUUAUUUUCAAAGUAGAAAUGUACAUCCUCAAGAUGUGGUGAAAGAAAUGUGUUGUGGAUACAGUUAGCAAGACUUUGCAGCAACAAUGAUCUCUCAGAAUAUCACCUUCUUGGCCUUCCUGUACUUUGUCCAGGGACUUCCUUAUGGAUUACAGACAUGGUUCCUUCCUGUCUAUUUCCGAAGUCGAGGAAUGUCUCUAUCAAAUGUUGGAUUCUUCAAACUUUUGUUGACACCAUGGAUGUGCAAAGCAUUAUGGGCACCGUUUGUUGAUCGCUCCGCCACCAAGAAGUCUUGGCUACUCUGGAGCAUGGUUGGACUGACCAUAACUUGUGUGAGUGGUUCCUUCUCAGGCCCAGACUUCCUGUCUCAACUGGUGGCCAUUUUGUUUUUAUUCAAUCUCCUCGCUUCCACUCAGGAUAUUGCUGUUGACGGCCUUGCUAUCCAGAUCUUGUCAUCAUCAGAGCUUGCCCAUGGUAAUAUAGCCCAGGUAGUGGGUUACAAGAUAGGUGCUGUAGUUGGAGGAGGCCUACUCACAUGGUUGAGUGACUACUUGAACUGGAUGAUGCUCUUCCAGUGUCUUGCUGCUGUUUAUGUUUUUGCAGUGUUUGCAGCAUGGAAGUUUAUUCCAUCAAAUCCACAUCAUUCCCAUGAAGUUAACCAAACCGUUGAUAGUGCCAUCUCUGGAGAAAUGUCUCAUGAAACGAACACAUGUGAUAUUGAUAAUGAACAUUCAAUGCAACAAAGAUCUGUAAAGGUUGAGAAGAAUGAAGGGAAAAGUGUAUUCUUAUUGAUUAUCGAUCAUUUCAAACUUAUGAUGAUGCCAGAAGGAACAGUAUGGAUAGCAGUCUAUGUCCUUAUGUACAAGUUGGGUGAGAAGGGGUCGCUAAGUAUGAUUCCCCUCUUCUUGCUGGACCAGGGCCUGGCGACCUCCGUGGUGGGACUCUGGACAGGCAUGAUGGGGCAGGUCGUAUCCAUCUCGGGUUCAAUACUGGGUGGGGUCAUCAUGUCCAGAUAUGGCCAGUCUACCCUUGGCCUCCUGAAGACUCUGAGUAUAAUCCGGACCAUCGUCCUCAUUGUCCUUUGUGUCCUCAUCUAUGUGUGGUCCUCGACAUACCAGGCUGUCUUUGCUGCUGCGGUCAUAGCUCUGAUGCUGAUCAUGCUCCUCAUCAGCGGCUACAUCACCACGGCAACCUUCACACUGAUGAUGGAGUGUUCCCAAAGGGCACCAGUAUCUGUGCAGGCAAGCCACUACACCAGCCUGGCAACCCUGGAGGUGCUUGGCAAGCUGACUUUCUCCGUAAUCACAGGGUGGAUCACUGAUAUGACCAGCUACUCAAGUGUGUUUGUCCUGUUCACAUGUCUUUCUGCUGCAAUCAUUCCUGUCUUCAGCUAUGCACCCAGCAUCCUUGUACAGAGCACUUCUCAUAGGAGGAAUAAAAGUCGAUGAUACUGAAAA